Microcebus murinus (gray mouse lemur) is the source of this 1269-nucleotide messenger RNA. Lineage: Eukaryota; Metazoa; Chordata; Mammalia; Primates; Cheirogaleidae. The record is from RefSeq and is a predicted model, not a curated record.
GGGGGUCCAGCUGAGUCCUCCCUCCCCCCUCUCCCCUCCCCUGGCCUCUGCCAGCCUCAUCCCUGCUCCUGUGUCCCGCGCAGCACGAUGGCUCCCGCAGCACCAGAGGCUGAGAAGGGCUCUCCCUUCGUGGUGGGGCUGCUGGUCGUGGGCAACAUCGUCAUUCUGCUGUCAGGCCUGGCCCUGUUCGCCGAGACGGUGUGGGUGACGGCCGACCAGUACCGCGUGUACCCGCUGAUGGGCGUCUCGGGCAAGGACGACGUCUUCGCCGGCGCCUGGAUUGCCAUCUUCUGCGGCUUCUCCUUCUUCGUGGUGGCCAGCUUCGGCGUGGGCGCAGCGCUGUGCCGCCGCCGCUCCAUGGUCCUCACGUACCUGCUGCUCAUGCUGGUCGUCUACAUCUUCGAGUGCGCCUCCUGCAUCACGUCCUACACGCACCGUGACUACAUGGUGUCCAACCCGUCCCUGAUCACCAGGCAGAUGCUGACCUUCUACAGUGCGGACAGCGACCAGGGCCGGGAGCUCACCCGCCUCUGGGACCGCGUCAUGAUGGAGCAAGAAUGCUGCGGCACCUCCGGCCCCAUGGACUGGGUGAACUUCACAUCAACCUUCCGGGCGGCCACUCCGGAGGUGGCGUUCCCCUGGCCCCCACUGUGCUGUCGCCGGACCGGAAACUUCAUCCCCAUCAACGAAGAGGGCUGCCGCCUGGGCCACGUGGACUACCUGUUCACCAAGGGCUGCUUCGAGCACAUCGGCCACGCCAUCGACAGCUACACAUGGGGCAUCUCCUGGUUUGGCUUCGCCAUCCUGAUGUGGACGCUUCCGGUGAUGCUGAUAGCCAUGUAUUUCUACACCACGCUCUGAGGAGCAGGAAGGGAAGGCCACGGUCACAGGUUUCUGAGCCCUGCUGGGCCUUGCGUGAGUCCUGAAAGCCAAGGACUGGUGUGCGUGGAUUCUUAGCUCUGAGCCUCGUUUCACUGGGCUGGUUCCUGGCCCAUCUUUCAGGUCCUGUCCUCAGGGGACCCUUCCCCGACCCCCAACCCAUUCACAGAUGCCUCCGUGUAGCUCCCUGAGGCCUCCCUCAUGGCUUGUGAUUGUCUGUGUAAGCUCUGGUGGACUGGGAUUGCCAUGAGAGGAGAGACAAGUUCUGUCAUGGUCACUUCACUGUCCCCAUCAUUGCCCAGCACAGACCAUAUAAUCAAUAAACACCGAUUGAUUGAACGAAUGAAUGAAUUUGUUUUCCUCCGGGUCAAGGGUGAACGAACAAGAACU